Molecule: messenger RNA, 3927 nt
Organism: Ceratina calcarata
Lineage: Eukaryota; Metazoa; Arthropoda; Insecta; Hymenoptera; Apidae
Gene: MARCH6
Product: membrane-associated ring finger (C3HC4) 6
Exons: 6
Coding region: 161-3256 (1031 amino acids)
Biological process (GO): ERAD pathway
Cellular component (GO): endoplasmic reticulum membrane
Molecular function (GO): zinc ion binding
Source: RefSeq, a predicted model, not a curated record
UAUCAGCGUUGAACGUUCAUUGACACAUUUUGCAAUUUCGACGUAACAUCAUCGUCAUCGUCGUUGUUACUGUUCUCGUUCAACAUCAGUCAAUUUCUAGCAUAUUUGUCACAAAUAAUUUUAGCAAAUUGAUCGUUACGUCUAUUGAACGAGGCGAAACAUGACGGAGGACAUGUCAGGAGCCGACAUCUGCAGGGUUUGCAGGUCCGAGGGCCUCGCGGACAGACCUCUCUUCCAUCCGUGCAUCUGCACGGGCAGCAUCAAGUGGAUACAUCAGGAGUGUUUAGUACAGUGGAUGCGGUAUUCGAGGAAAGAAUAUUGUGAACUCUGUGGAUACCGUUUUUCUUUCACGCCGAUUUAUAGUCCAGACAUGCCACGUCGUUUACCGUUAAGAGACCUUAUCGGAGGAUUGUUUUCCAACAUUGUAACAGCAGUGAAAUACUGGCUACAUUAUACCUUGGUCGCGAUAGCAUGGCUUGGUGUCGUACCGUUGACCGCUUGCAGAACUUACAGAGCACUGUUCAGCGGUCCUCUCGAUCUGGUUCGAAUAAUGUCGUUACCAAUGGACAUCCUGUCCGCAGAAAAUAUAUCGUCGGACGUGUUUCAUGGAUGCUUCGUAGUCACUUGUACCUUGUUUGCUUUUAUCGGUUUGGUAUGGUUGAGGGAGCAAAUUUUACACGCUGGUGGCCCGGAUUGGCUGGAGAGAGAUAAUAUACAAUUGCCGCCGGUCGAUAAUCCAGCCCCGAACGCAGAAGCAGCGCCCGAGCCACAACAGUUCCAGGAACAAAGGGCCCUCGAACAACAGGAAAUUCAGGAUAACAAUAACGUACCACCGUUCGUCGACGAACCACCGCCGCCACCGCCACCGCCGCCGCCGCCACCAGUCGUACCAGAGCAUCCGAACAACGACGAUGAUCAUCUGCUGAGGAAUGCCGCAGCCGCCGUCGUCGAAGAACACGGGGUACGAGAAAAUAAUUUGGCCGACGAUCAAAGGAUAGAAGAAGCCGAAGGAAUCGGCGGCAGAGAUGUCGAACAACGACCCGCUGGCGUCGUCGUUCCUAGAAGCGGGGAUCAGCAUUUGGAACAACAGCCCGUAGCUCCACGCCGAGACGCGGAUCUGUUGAUGUUGCCCGUGCAGCAACCUGCUGCCGCAGCACAGGCCAGAGACGAGUUGGUGGUCGGUGGCAUGGACGGUGGAGAGCAGGCGAAUCAAAGAGCCGGCGAUGGAUGGAGAGAUCCCGCUCAGGGACAGGCGCAAGCUGGGGAAGCUGAAGAGGCGAACUGGAACCCGCUCGAAUGGGACAGACCCGCGGAAGAACUGACCUGGGAACGUUUACUCGGCUUGGACGGAUCUCUCGUCUUCCUUGAACACGUGUUUUGGGUCGUCUCGCUGAACACGUUGUUCAUCAUGGUUUUUGCUUUCUGCCCUUACUACAUCGGUAGUUUCGCGAUAGCUGGCUUAGGCUUGCAAGAGUACGCGGCAGCGUCGCACUUCGAAGGAUUAGUGACCACGUUAUGCGGCUACUGCGUCACGGGAGUGUGGCUGGUGGUUCUUCAUACGUUAGCGGCUCCUCUGGGUUUCCAACGUUCUCAACGUCUACUGGGUCUGUGCUAUGUCAUAGUGAAAGUUUCUUUACUCUCCGUCGUCGAGAUAGGUGUACUUCCUCUGGUCUGUGGUUGGUGGCUAGAUAUUUGUUCGUUAGCAAUGUUCGAUGCCACGCUCCGAGACAGGGAGACUUCGUUCAAGCUAGCUCCUGGUACCUCGAUGUUUUUACAUUGGUUGGUGGGAAUGAUUUACAUAUAUUACUUCGCUUCAUUCAUCUUGUUGUUACGAGAAGUUUUACGACCAGGAGUACUUUGGUUUUUGAGAAACUUGAACGAUCCCGACUUCUCUCCUAUCCAAGAAAUGAUUCAUCUUCCAAUUUUAAGACACGUCAGAAGACUCGUAGCAUCGGCAGUGAUAUUCGGAACAGCUAUCUUGUUGAUGCUAUGGUUGCCCGUGAAGGUACUGAGAUGGGCAUGGCCGGGAUUUUUACCGUACACCGUGACCAUUCAAAGCGAAGCUCAGGUCAGUGAAUUAUCGUUGGAACUGUUGUUACUGCAAGUAAUUCUUCCUGCGUUACUGGAACAAUCGCAUACGCGUACGUGGCUAAAAGCUCUAAUAAGAGGCUGGUGUCGAGUAGUAGCCUGGAUGUUAGAUCUGCAGUCGUAUCUGUUGGGCGAACCAAACGAGGAACCGGGACCUGCAGUGAUCGAAGAACCUCAGCAUCCGGAUUUAGGUGCAGCGCAUCAAGCGCUAUUGCAAAGAGGAGGGCCGACAGGUUUCCAACCGUACAUCAGGCCACGCUGGUUUCCUGCUCGUCUAGUCGGCCUUUUACUUUGUGUUUGCGUUUCUCUCGUUAUCGCUAGUUUAAUCGCAAUGAUUCUGCCCGUUUGGCUUGGACGCAGAGUAAUGGCGUUGUGGAUGGUUGGAGCUCCGGCUCCGUCUCCGCCCGUACUACCACCACCUGCUCUCAGUGGGUCUGAGACCAACGAAGCUGCCGCCGCCGUUGCUUUGUCCGGACGAGUACAUGAAUUAUAUACCGUAGCUUGUGGGACAUACGUGUGUUGGGCCGCAGCAAGAGGACUGGCGUUGGCGUUCUCUUGGUUACCACGUGGUCGGAGAGCUCUCCUCGAUAGAAUAAAACAUUGGGCGAUCAUAGGCGUGAAAGCAUCGGUGGCAUGUUUCCUGUUGAUCGGCCUAAUACCGUUGCUGUUCGGUCUUCUUCUCGAAUUGGUCGUCGUAGUACCUUUACGCGUACCUCUGGAGCAAAAUCCCAUUUUAUUCAUCUGGCAAGACUGGGCGCUGGGCGUGUUGUACACGAAGAUAGCAACCGCUAUUACCAUGAUGGGUCCAGAUUGGAGGAUCCGCCUUGCGAUCGAGCGGGCGUACAACGAUGGUAUCAGAGAAUCAGACUUGAAGUUCAUCGUUACGGAACUAGCGGCACCGGUGAUAUGUUGUUUCGGUCUCGCAUUGGCCGUUCCCUACGCCGUGGCUUACGGAAUAGUCCCACUUUUAAUCACCAAUUUACAGACGCAAAUUCUUAUCGCUAGACGUUUAUAUCCCUUCCUUCUGUUAGUACAUUUGGUAUGUAUCAUUAUCUAUUUUCAAAUUCGACAAUUCAAGAAACUUUACGAACAUAUAAAGAAUGACAAAUAUCUCGUGGGACAGAGACUCGUAAAUUACGAACAUCAAAACAAGUCUCAACAGACAUGAACAACAAUAGCGUCGACCACGACCAUUGAUUAAGCUGUGACUUAUCUAGUGUAAUUUGUUUCUCGACACGGAAAUUUAAUAAACGACAAUUCUCUAUCGCACUCGACCGUAAUAGCCAGCCGUUAACUUAUACGUUGAUUAUACUUUAAUACUUGGUAUUAUAAUUUUCUUAGUAUAAGAACGAUACGAAAGAAAUUAAAAAGACUGGACAUUCAUUGAAUCGCUUUUUCCUUCAUGAUAUAUGAUGAUAUCUGAUUGUCUGUAUGAUCGUUUUUAAUUUUAAUUCGGAAAAAACACAAACACACGUUGUCCAAGAAUAAUUAUAAAUACUUUGCUUAGCUCGGCCAAGUUCGACUUGGUUGACAAAUGUGUGUCUGUGGUAGUACAUGUAACUUUUCGAGAAAUCGUGAUUCAGUCUUAUUGUUUUCAUUGUUAAUCGAACGGAUCACCAGUCUUCUACAGAAAUAUCUUAGACUUAAGUUUCUGCUGACUUAGAAAAAUUUAAUGUACAAUAUUUCGUUACACUCCAAUAAAUCCUUAUAAAUUAGCGACGAAAUAACGUAAUUAUGUAUUGUACAAAAUGUUAAUCUCUCUCUCUCUCGAUGGAUUCGAGUAAAGGAAUAUUUAUAAUCAAACGUCAUGAUAAUAAAGAAAGUCGUAUAUUCCUUGGA